This is a messenger RNA of Volvox carteri f. nagariensis, 1245 nucleotides long. RefSeq names its product mitochondrial F1F0 ATP synthase associated protein (gene asa6). The transcript has 2 exons. NCBI's taxonomy places the organism in Eukaryota, Viridiplantae, Chlorophyta, Chlorophyceae, Chlamydomonadales, Volvocaceae. The coding region runs from base 56 to 520 and encodes 154 amino acids. The record is from RefSeq and is a predicted model, not a curated record.
UUUAAAGGUUACCCCUGCCUAUCUGCACGUAGCUGAGUCUCGGACAGCAGCAACCAUGGCUAUGCGUUUGGCGCUGACGAGGAGCCGCGAGCUGCUGGCCCCGGGAGUUCGCUACCUUCGGACUUCGGUAGCAAACGCGUCGGCUGAGGGCAACUCCGUUGCUGCCAUGGUGAAGGCCGUGAACGAGACUAGCGGGUCCAGCCUCCUAGCCAGCCUUAAGGACGCGAAGGCGAAGCUGCAGCCAUACUACCCCGAGCCCGCAACAUCUUCCACCUGGUCGCUGCAGGCGCGCCUCGCGCUGCUGGGCGCACUGUCCUGGACGCUCUACCGUCUGGAUACUCAGUCUCGCGCGCAUGAGUGGAUCGUGGAUCUGUCGCUGGAUGUCCUCCAGGCGGCCUGGUAUGUGUCUUUCCUGAGCCUCAUCCCCUUCCGCUCUGUCUUCGUGGCGCUGCGGGGUUUGGCACCGCACACCUCCACCCCCCUGACUGGCCUGCGCACGGCUGUCACCAUUAAGCCAUAAGAAGGGCGGGUACGUCUGGCCCCACGUCACCGCGUCCACGACACCGAAGGAAUUGAUGAGAGAUGCCGGCUGCCACCUCUGCUGGACUUCGCGGCAGGCCUCCGAUUUAUAGCGGGCCGCACGAGCCUGGUCAUGGCGUAUUCUUUGAUCAUGUUAGCUAGGAGCGGGAGCAGUCUGCAGUCUGCGAUAUGGCUUUGUCGCCGCUUUAUAAGACAGCAAUUUAUGGCAGCUUCGGCAUCUGUUUUCAAGGUCCUAGGACGCCACAAGCCGAUGUGUCACAGAUUCUGCUUCUGAGGGAGAGCGAGAACAAUUUAAACCCUCCUUCGAGCACUUCGAAUCGGCUGGCCGCGUGCACGAGGUUAUUGAACUGUCUUGGUGUUUCGGUCGCCUGCACGUGCUGCUCCGGGACGCCGACCUGUUGUUAGGUUGGCGAUACUGGCUAUGGAAUGUCGUAUGUCCCUUGCCCCUUCCGUCACCACUUUGUGGACGAGCACUUUGCAUGAAGUGUGUUUGGGUGUUGCGGGAUGAUGUUGCUUGUCGCCGCUCACCACCCCGUUCCACACCCUGGGUGGGUCGCUCCCAUCCUGGGUUGAGGUUUUACAUAUGCGGCUGCAGUGGCGUGGUUAAGCUGCACUUCUAUCCUAUGGUUGGAAUAGGGGUUUUGUGGCACCCUAGCUAGACGUGUUAUCCUUCCAUAUGCCAGUUGUAAACCGGAACUAUCUGCU